Molecule: messenger RNA, 783 nt
Organism: Angiostrongylus costaricensis
Lineage: Eukaryota; Metazoa; Nematoda; Chromadorea; Rhabditida; Metastrongylidae
Source: the annotation of a GenBank genome assembly
AUGGUACCAAAACAGCGCUACGCUCAAAAAUGUGGGAAAAAGACGAAGAUUUCAAGAUCCCAUAAGCACUUUUGUCUUACAUCUACAUCUAAAGAAGCAGAUCAGAGAUACAACAAAAAUCGAAUGGCCAAGGAGUCAGACGAUGAUUUCUGUUCGCCAAAUCCACUUCGGUCGCUUUUAGCGGCUCCUCGUGGAAGAUACAGAAGACAUGAGAAAAAGGAGAUGCACUUCAGAUAUUGUACACUUCUUUGCGAAAGUGUCAAUGGCAUCGUAGAUUCACUGCAAGAGUCGUCUGGCAAGUUUGACACAUGUGCUGUCUGUUCAAAAAAUAUAUCACAUCUGGAUAAUCUGAGAAAGUGCGCUCAUGUUAACAGAUGUCUGGACACGCAGGAAUCAUCAAAUGCAUAUGAAAAGGCCAAAGAUAAGUGGAACAAUGUAGUUGACUGUCCUAUGUGUGGUGAACCACAACCACCUGGUCCUCAUCGGUCAGCUCAUGCGAAGCGGUGUGGAAAAGCCUUCAACAUAACACCGAAGGAGUUGCUAAAACUUAUGGAGACUCAACAGCGUAUUUGUAAUGCCAAGAAGCAUCACAAUAUGGUGCAUACGAAAGCACCGGUGCCAGUGAAGAAGGAAGUUUUACCGGCAAAGUUAAAGGGAGCACCGAAUUCUCCGUUUGAAGAAGACCUUCAACUUGCAAGAGCUCUUUCAACUAGCAUGAUCACGAAGGCAAACGAUGAAAAUUGUGACACCUCACCUCAGAUUAAAAGGUAUAUUUUUGUUUAA